Messenger RNA from Entrophospora candida, 1536 nucleotides. Lineage: Eukaryota; Fungi; Glomeromycota; Glomeromycetes; Entrophosporales; Entrophosporaceae. The record is from the annotation of a GenBank genome assembly.
AUGGACUAUUCAGAUAACGAACAAGAAUAUGAAAAACUACCAAGAGUUAAUAAAAAAUGGAUAAUUAAAGAAUCUAAAAAACUUCCAAUUAAAUUACCUGAUGGAAAACUCCAACACAAAAUUCUAGUAAUAACCAAAAAGGAAUAUAUUAUUCAAAAGAAAAAAGAAUUGGGACAAAUUGCUAAAAAGAUUUUAGAAGAUCCUGAAACUAAUAAAUUAAGAGAUAUUGCAAUGGAUGAUAAUAUCAAAAUAAGAAAAUUGGCACUUUUGACUCAAUUAGUAGUUUAUAAAGAUAUAAUACCAGGACAAUUAACCGAUAAAGAAAAAGCUGUUAAGGUAUCUAAAGAAGUUAAAAAGUUACGAAAUUAUGAACAAGAUUUAUUAUCAAAUUAUCAGAAAUAUUUGAAUUUACUUGAGGACUAUAUAAAAGAAAACUCGAAAAACCCGACAAAUAACAAUGAUAAUGAUAGGAAUGUGAAGGAUCAAAAAUCCCUAGUUGUCACUGCAUUAAGAUGUGUAUGUGAAUUGUUGACAUCAGUUACUCAUUUUAAUUUUAGAUUAAACUUGAUGAACAUUAUUAUUGGAAGGAUGAGUAAAAAAACUUUUACAAAGAUGACAGCGAUUUGUUGCGAUUCUAUAAUUGAAUUAUUUAAGAAUGAUGAAUCAGGAGAAGCGAGUUUGGACGCAGUUAAAUUGAUGACAAAAAUGAUUAAAUUUAAAAAUUAUACUGUUCAUGAAGAGAAAAAAAGAAAAAUGGAAAAUAAGUUGGCAUCAAAAAAGCAUUUAUCAAGAAAAACGAGAAAAUGGGAAAAAGAAAAGAAGAAAAAAGAAAUUGAAAUGAAAGAGGUCGAGGCAGUUGUUGAUAAAAAGGAAAAAGAAAAUAGACAAACUGAAACUUUGAAAUUAGUGUUUAUAACAUAUUUUAGAAUAUUAAAACAUGCAAACGGUUCAAAUUUAUUGUUACCAGUUUUGGAAGGAUUAGCAAAAUUUUCACAUUUGAUAAAUAUCGAUUUUUUUAAUGAUUUAUUAGAAGUUUUAAAAAAAAUAAUGGUUGACUGUAUACCGGAAGAAGAUAAUGUGGCGGUGGCAAAGAAUAGAAAAAUAAAAGUUGUUGGUAAUUCCGGUAUGGAAAGAAUUGAUACACGUAAAUGUUUGUUAUGCAUCAUUACAACGUUUCAAUUACUUUCUGGUCAAGAUUUACAAGACUUUUAUAAACAAUUCUACACAAUAAUAUUACCACUUGCUUUGAAUCCAAAUCUUGAUUCUAAAAUAAGAAAAUCAGAAAUGAUUCCUAUUAACAGAUCAGCAUCUUUUCUAAAAAGAUUAUCAAUUGCAAGUUUAAAUUGGUCAAAUGAAACAGUUUUAAAAUGUUUAAAUACAAUAGAGAAAAUGAUCAAAAGACAAAUUUGUUUGGAAACAUUUUUAUCAUCAGAAGAUAAGAUUACCAACGGAAUUUAUAAACCUGAAUUAAAUGAUCCAGAAUUAUGUAAUCCUUUUGCUACAAGUUUAUGGGAACUAAGUUUACUUGAAAUCUAA